Messenger RNA from Pyricularia grisea, 2785 nucleotides. RefSeq lists its product as uncharacterized. The record is from RefSeq and is a predicted model, not a curated record. The coding region runs from base 476 to 2380 and encodes 634 amino acids. The transcript is spliced from 3 exons. Lineage: Eukaryota; Fungi; Ascomycota; Sordariomycetes; Magnaporthales; Pyriculariaceae. Gene Ontology annotation, cellular component: membrane. Gene Ontology annotation, biological process: arachidonate metabolic process.
GGGGAUCCAGCCGCCAGCAAAAUUUGUGCCUUGUUGACAAGACUGAAGAGCUUUUUUUUUUUUUCUUAUUGUGUCUCUCGUCGCAAGAUCAGAUCCGUGGAGAAGGUUAGACGGGUUGAACCCCGUUCGCGUGGCGUUAAUCGCUGGUGGCCUCCACUGCUCGGUACAACGCCCCUCUCUUUUUGCGUCACUGGGAUUCAUUCACUGCAAGCACACUUGAAUGCUACCUAGCUCAUGUGUCGGUCGCUUCGUCAUUCAAAGUUGACGGGUACGCCCCACGUAUACCGGGUCUGCACAGCCUAGAACCCUGCUUUACCUUCCAUUCAAACUUGGGCGAGAUUCAUCUACAGCACUAAAUUUCCUUUUGUGCACUGCGCUGGCGGUUUUUUUUGUUCUUUUCACUCACAACUGCAACAACAUAAAAAAAUUCGCCUGUUGUAACGACAAUCGCGCCGUGCAGUCCGGAGUCUUAAUCAUGGACAACGAACGAGUGAAGAGGAAGGAUACAACCAAGGGGCCUCCCCUCCGCAUACUAUCAUUAGAUGGCGGAGGAGUUCGAGGCUACUCAAUAUUCGUCAUCAUACAGGAAAUAAUGCAUCGAACCUUUGUCGAGAUUGAAGGCCGCGCGCCCCGUCGUUCCGAAAUCCCUAAACCUGCCGAUCACUUUGACCUCAUCGUCGGCACGGGCACGGGCGGCCUGGUGGCGCUGAUGCUCGGCCGCCUGAGGCUGGACUUGGAAACGUGCAAGGAGCUGUACGUGCGCCUGACGCGCAUGGUCUUUGAGACGGACAAGACAAUACUCGGAAUACCAACCAGGAGCACAUUAUUCAAAGCAUCCAUGCUGGAGCUGGCUAUAAAGGAGGCGGUUAGGGAACAUACCGUCGAUGAGUUCGAAGGCAACGAUGGAUCCGAUUCCCCGGCCAGUAUAGCUAGCAUGGCAUCUCGAAAUAGGCUGUCGCACGCGGGCAGCUAUCCGCGAAGACACGCCAGCAACGCAAGUGUAGUCAGUUUCAGCCACAGAAGCCCAACAAGUCAGUUUGCACGCCCAGCGCAUGGGCUGAGGGGAGGCGACCCAGAUGCGAGCCUUUACGAUGCCAGGGAAAACAGGACAAAAACGGUUGUAACGGCGGUAUACAGAGGAACCCCAAAGGGAGGCGAGCCGGCACUAUUACGAUCGUAUGACUCGAGAAAGGAGCCUGCACCGGAAUAUGACUGCAAAAUUUGGGAGGCAGGGAGAGCGACGUGCGCUAUUGGCCUUGCGUUCAAGCCUAUCAAGGUUGGGCAGUCCGUAUUUCACGACGAUGGCGCUGGAAACUUCAACCCUGCGGUUCAGGCUCUGGACGAAGCCGUUGUCAACGAAUGGCCGGGUCGCGACGUUGGAGUUUUCAUUAGUGUGGGAACAGGGAGGAGGCCGAAAAGCAGUGAUGCGAACCAAUCACUGUGGUACGAAGGGUUCUUGGGCGAGUUCGCAGACGCACGAAAGAGAUUGAUUGCAAAGAUCGAGGGCUGCGAAACGAUUCACCAGUACGUCAAGCGGGAGCACCUGCUCAAGCGUGGGGUCAACGUCGAGAACUAUUACCGUCUGAAUGUAGAGAUGGGCGUUGGUGAGUUUGGAAUGAACGAGUGGAAUCGCCUGGCCGAUAUUAGCACCAGCACGCGGCAGUAUCUACGACGGCCCGAGGAAAGCGCAAUGGUUCAGGGAUCUGCGGCAAAGCUAGCCAAGAUAUACCGGGCAAAGAUGCGCCAUGAUCGGAUGAGCGCGAUUCCCGACGUUGCGGUCCACACCACUUCGGACUCCUCCCUGCCGACGUUUGCGGUCGAGCUGCCUGGUGAUAUGCCAACAUUUCCGAUCAAACCACAGAACACGACGCCGUCCAGCAGACAAUCUUAUGAUUCCGGGCCCGAUAGCCUCGGUAUGCCUGCGUCGGCAUUAUCGCCACGUAGCUCGGGUGGAAGCCUGGCGGGUGAACGUCCUCUUCCUCCUCCACCUCCAGCCCCUGUUAAUGCAGCUCAACCAUCGUAUACGCGCCCAUCAGUAAGCUCGCCACCUUCAAGACCUACACAUAACCCAACCGCAUCGACAGUUUCUGCCACAACAGUCUCCAGUAUGGGGACGAGCGACGAUGACCUUCUCCCGGCAGCACUCACGCCGGCACAGUGGAGGAACGCCUCCGGACAGGACAAGAUUUCGAUUGUUGGGCAGGAUGAACAGCCGAGACGUGGAGUCGGUCCACCACCUCUGCCUCCUAAAACUCCCAUACCAGAAAACCACGCUGUGGGUGGAGGUAGGUGGCCACCUACUAAUGGCAAGGUGCCUCCAUACCCCAUGGACGACGAGCCCCCUCCUGCCGUGAACAUGGCUAUGAAACCUCGAGUAUGAAUGAUUGAGGAGGGGGGUUUUUUUUUUCUCUCAUUUUUCUUUUCUUCAUUGAACCUGUAAAUUCAGCCAGCAGUUUCCUCACAUUGGCCUUGUUUUUUUCUUCUUUUUUUUCCUUGUUUUUCCGGCUCAGUUUAAAUUGUCAUUUCACAUUGGCUUUUGCAGGAUACCAAAUUUUAGUUUCAGCCAUUUUCUAGCUUAUUUCAAUUCCUAAUCUUGCCAGUCGCCUGCCUUGCAUCAUUCCCUGCGCCUAGAGAUUCUUUUACUUGUCAAUGCUUCUUUGAAACUUUCACGUAUACCAACCACUCGUCAUUAUUUACACAUCAUGCGCACCUCUCAAUAAGCUGUUGAAUUAUCCACCAGCGGCACAAGGUACAUGGCAGUACCUACCUACAUACCUAAUUUCAU